Molecule: messenger RNA, 1518 nt
Organism: Didymodactylos carnosus
Lineage: Eukaryota; Metazoa; Rotifera; Eurotatoria; Philodinida; Philodinidae
Source: the annotation of a GenBank genome assembly
AUGUCUGAUAAAAUAAGUGUAUACGGCGUCGAAAACCCACAAUUGAAUACUGGACAAAAAGUUAUAAUUCGAACGUUGUAUGAUUACGUGUCCAAUUAUAAACGGUUAAUUCCGUUCGGAUGUGAAUUAUCAAAACAAGAUCCAGAAUUAUGGAUUGAAUAUAUAUGUGAGUUAUGUCCGAUUCGAUUUUAUGUGAUUGGGGAUGGUAUCGCAUAUCAAAAUAACUGGGACAAACAGAUGAUCACCUAUGAUUUGGAAAAGAAUAAAAAAAACGACUUAGAGUCUCCAAAUAUAUGGAAAUGUUUACUGAAGGGAGAAAUUAAACUUGAAAGCAUUCAAGCAAUAGAGGGAUUAGAAUUUUAUUUGAAAACUGUACCUCCACUCUUAUUAGACGAAAUUAAAAGUUUAGCUAGUGAGCUCUCUGGUGCUAUUCACUGUGCUGAUUCAAAGCUAAAUGAACGUUCGAAUAGUGUUACAUCAAAACUAUACCAAUGGUUCAAAACAGCUGUUCAAUCUCAACGUAUAAAAUUAAAUAUUGUGACCAUUCCUGCAAAUUUUAAGCUCCCAAUACAAGCUCUUGAUCGGCCAAACAUCAACGAUUAUAAUUACUCAGUAUUAUGUACCCAAAUGGAUAUCGAACCAUACCAGCGACAUUAUUCUCAACCAUUCGUGUACUUGAACUAUUCUGAUUGUAAUGAACAAGAAAAGAAUGAUGCACUACAACUAAUAGAAAAGGAUCUUGGAAAGGAGAAGUUCAAAAUCAUUGAUUAUUCACAUUAUUCGGACUGGAGAACAAACCAGAAUAUUUUAACACUUAUAAAUGAAGAUGUUUUGUAUGUCAUUACUAUAUUUGGUACUGAUUCAGCAAAGACAGAUGAAAAUGAGCUUGCCAAAAGAGUUUACGAUUUUAUACCAAAAAAUCGUAUGUCAGAGAUCAAUUCACAAGGUCAUCUAUGUCUACGCGUUCCUGAAACACAUGAUUAUCGUUAUCUCGUUUCGUACGUCUACAUAGCGUAUGUACAUUGUACGCCGGAUGAAAUCGAAAAAUUCAACGAACUGUUAGAAAAACUUCAAAACCAACUUGGGCCUAAUUAUCGGUUUGCUACUUAUAGGAACUACGAGUUUAUCAGAAAUUUUGGUUUAAUCAUUGAUACUAUUAAACGAAAUUCGGUUUAUUAUAUUGUUGUAAGAGGAUCUAAGUACGAGUCAACAGAAGUUCCUAUGAAUCACGAAGAUAUUGUUGCUCAAUACUUAGAAAAUUACAUACAAGCAAGUGCAGAAUGUAAAGGAUUUGUAUUUCGUUAUUCAUAUGAAGAUAAAACAUUAUUGAAACAUCCAACAGUUUUGAUUUACCAAAAGCUAGCCAUAAAAAACCUGUUUGACAGUAUUCAACAUACACUCAUUAUGAGACAAAUCAAUCUAGCGUUUAAUCAAAUGGCAUUUGUAUACAACUUACACUGUCAACCGUUACAAUCAGGUAAUCUAUGCUUGAAUGAGUUAGAAUUUUAUUUCUUUUGA